Messenger RNA from Etheostoma cragini (Arkansas darter), 6907 nucleotides. RefSeq names its product synaptic Ras GTPase activating protein 1a (gene syngap1a). The record is from RefSeq and is a predicted model, not a curated record. The transcript is spliced from 19 exons. Gene Ontology annotation, biological process: regulation of GTPase activity. Lineage: Eukaryota; Metazoa; Chordata; Actinopteri; Perciformes; Percidae. Bases 1327 to 5193 code for a protein of 1288 amino acids.
CAGGGCGGACUCGAGCUGCUUUUGGAGGCGUUGGUUUCUGUUUCUGUCUAUCUUACGCACUAUCUCCGCCCUCAAGAGAGAGACUUCUCCGUUAACCAAGCACCUUUUUUCACGCACAUGAAAAUUAGGUGUGACGGACUGCAGGAGCGCAAAAGACACGGCGUUAAAAUAGCACCGGAUUCCCCUUAAUCGGUAUGAAUCUCUGGAUUGUGGGGACGUCUUUAUGCCAAGCAGGGUGAACUACAGCCGCUUUCCAAGAUUAAUUCAUCCGAGCUAGAAGCAAGGAGCAAAUCAAAAAAAUGUGCACGAAUCAGAUGUUCAGAUGCUGCUGCACAUCAUCGGGAUUUCACCAGUAAACACCUUUGGAAUCUCGAUUUUUUAUUCUUUUGUGGGUUUAGUGCCCACAAUGUGCAGUACGUGUGUGUGCUCGGAGUUGGCAUAGCCCACAGGCAUCACCUUAAUAAUUAUCCUCAUUUCAAAAUCGGCAAUCAGCGUGAUUCGUGUGCAGCAGUUGUAACCAUGCAGUAUCUGUGUUGCGUUGUUCUAUCUAUGUAGAGUGUUUUAAAUGUAAAUGUAAACGAUGCAUGGUUAACUAAUUGGCUUUGUGGAUCGUUAGCCCAAACGCGCGUAUAGGACUACGUAUCAUUCCCACAUAAUAAAGCGACGCAGGGGCUGUUUGAAGUCACAUGUGCCCAGAAUAAACAAUUAAGAUGACAAAAACCGUCCUCAGAAGAGAUUCUCUUUAUUACCGAGGAAGCUGCAUUGGUAUUACAUCUCAGUUCCUGUAUUGCAAUAGAGUUGGAGGACAGGGAGCAGAGGAAGAGGAGAGGGAGGAGAAGAAGCAGAGGAGAGCUGCUGAGCUGCACAACAGAGCCACUGCUGAUAGGCACGCUUUGGCUUCAGUGAUGGAUUGAGCUAAAGGUGAUGGGACACCGUGUGACAGCCAGCUUCACGUUUUCCUCAAGAGCCUUCACACUUGACAACUGCAAGGAUGGGCACACUGCAGCAUAGGUGAGAACAAGAGGAGCUGCCCACACUGAACACAUCAAAUUGGCCUAACGAUUGACAUACAACUAUCUCUCAAAGAGGACAACACCUGGCCGUUAAUUUGGAAACAGUCUCUCAGGUCUGCACAUACUGAUUCUACCUUUGUCCCAAAAAGCAAGUAAACCUGGAACUUCAGCCCCUUCCCAAGUGCCCCGGAAACCCACUGGAGUCUGUCUGCAACCACAGAUGUAACUAGCUGUCAAGAUUUCUUCACCAGGAAGUCCUGUGAUUUUGGACCAAUCUCGCAGGGCAAGUUUUGCCUCUGUAAGACAGUCAAGCAUGGAGACCCCUCCCAAUGCCACCCCACAGCCCUUUAGACAGCCGAGUUUUCUCAAUCGAAGGCUGAAGGGCUCCAUCAAGAGGGCCAAAAGUCAGCCCAAACUUGACCGGACCAGCAGCUUCAGACAAAUGAUUUUGCCCCGGUUUCGAAGUGCUGACCAAGAGAGGACACGCUUGAUGCAGAGCUUCAAAGAAUCCCACUCCCAUGAAUCCCUGCUUUCUCCUAGCAGUGCUGCAGAGGCUUUGGACCUAGUUUUGGAUGAAGAUGCCAUAAUCAAACCUGUCCACUCUAGCAUUUUAGGACAAGAGUACUGCUUUGAGGUGACCACCAAUUCAGGGACAAAAUGUUUUGCCUGCCGUUCAGCUUCUGAGAGAGACAAGUGGAUUGAAAAUCUGCAACGCGCUGUUAAACCUAACAAGGACAACAGCAGACGAGUGGAAAAUGUGCUCAAGUUGUGGAUCAUUGAAGCUCGAGACCUUCCAGCUAAGAAACGCUACUAUUGUGAGCUGUGUCUCGAUGACAUGCUGUACGCGCGCACCACAAGCAAACCUCGGACUGACACCGUCUUCUGGGGCGAGCAUUUUGAAUUUAACAAUUUGCCUACCAUUCGUAGCCUUCGUUUGCACCUCUACAAGGAAACUGACAAAAAAAGACGCAAGGAGAAAAGCACAUAUCUUGGCCUUGUCAGCAUCCCCAUCUCCAGCAUCACUGGGCGGCAGUUUGUCGAGCAGUGGUACCCGGUGGUACAGUCCAGUGUCUUGGCCAAAAGCGGUGGUGUUGGAAGUACCAAAGUGAUCAACGCCUCCCUACGUGUCAAGUCUCGCUACCAGACAAUGAACAUCCUUCCAAUGGAGCUGUACAAGGAGUUUGCUGAGUACAUUACCAACAACUACCGAACACUGUGUGCAGUUCUGGAGCCGCUGUUGAGUGUGAAAAGCAAAGAGGAGGUGGCGUUCGCUCUGGUGCACAUCCUGCAAAGCACAGGAAAGACAAAGGAGUUCCUGUCUGACAUGGCAAUGUGUGAGGUGGAUCGGUUCAUGGACCGUGAGCACUUAAUCUUUCGUGAGAACACGCUAGCUACAAAGGCUGUGGAAGAAUACCUCAAACUGAUAGGUCACAGAUACCUCAAGGAUGCUAUAGGCGACUUCAUUCGAGCCUUAUAUGAGUCUGAGGAAAACUGUGAGGUGGAUCCCAUGCGUGUCCCGCCAUCAGUCCUCGCUGACCAUCAAGCCAACCUACGAAUGUGUUGUGAGCUGUUACUCUGCAAGAUCAUCAACUCUCUCUGCAUAUUUCCCCGGGAGCUGAAGGAAGUUUUUGCCUCGUGGAGAGCCAGAUGUGCUGAGCGUGGAAGGGAGGAUCUCGCCGACAGCCUCAUCAGCUCCUCCCUUUUUCUUCGCUUCAUGUGCCCGGCCAUCAUGUCCCCCUCCCUGUUCAACCUAAUGCAGGAGUACCCCGCUGAGCGCACGUCCCGCACACUCACGCUCAUAGCCAAGGUGAUGCAGAACCUGGCCAGCUUCAGCAAAUUUGGACCUAAAGAGGAAUACAUGUAUUUCAUGAACGAGUUCCUGGAGAUGGAGUGGGGCUCCAUGCAGCAGUUUCUCUAUGAGAUUUCCAACAUGGACGCCGGAGGAAACGCUGGAGGGUUUGAGGGCUACAUUGACCUCGGCAGAGAAUUGUCCAUGCUCCACAGCUUGCUGUGGGAAGUCAUGGGCCAGCUUAGCAAGGAUGCUAUUCUUAAACUCGGACCCCUACCACGGUUGCUGAAUGACAUCAGCGUUGCCCUUAGGAACCCGCAGCUGCACAUGCCUACAAAUCACCAACCGGACCGACCGAAGGACAGACUCUUCUCGCGACCAUCUUUCAAUCGUCUCAUGUCCUCUGACUUCCAAAGCCUUAUGAUGCGUGACUUAAACAGUUCAAUAGACAUCUCUCGCCUCCCAUCCCCUACGACUGGAAUCUCGGCUGUAGAAUCCCUCUCAUCGAAUCUGAACAUGAGGCGUCAUGCAGAACGAGACCUCCGCUCGUCGAGGGAAGUGUUCUACGUGACCCGUCCACCGCUGGCUCGAUCCAGUCCUGCAUACUGCACAAGCAGCUCGGACAUCACUGAACCAGAUCCAAAGGUCCAUAGUGUGAACAAAAGUGUGUCCAUGAUGGAUCUUCAGGACUCCCGAAUGAACAGCAUUUCCAACCUGAACUCUGUGGGAGACAUGCUCACCUCCUCUCAAGCCUCCAUCGCCGGCCUGGGCCACAGCUUUGGGAACCUUUGUGGUCCUCUUCGUGUGGGGGGGCAUAUGCCAGCAGGCUCCGCUGGCUCAGGUUUGAGGCUGAGCCAGAUGGGCCACAUAGGGGGGCCCACCGAAUCCAUCUCUCAGCAGCAGCAGCAGGCAGCAGCGGCCAUGCACUUCCCCCUUUCUUUCCAGAACCCGCUAUUCCAUCUGGCUGCCCAAAACUCCCCAGCUCAGUCUCAAUCUCAGCCUCAUCCCCCUCCUCUCCUCCUCGCCCCCGAGCCUGAGAAUGGCCACCACGACUACGCACCGGCCUUUGGCAACAGUGCUUUCUCUCGCAGCGAAGACUUGUCCGCCCUGCGAUCACAGAGCAGUCUGGUGCAGCCCAGCAUUGUCCACUCACACAGUUACAGUGAUGAUUUCACCCGGCAGAAUCAGAGCAAUGACUACGCUUGGCACCAGCUGUCACUGCAGGUGCAGGAGUCUCUCCAGCAGCAGCACCUGAUGGGAGUUGUAUCUCAGACAGCCACUGGGACAGGCACCCCUGCCUCCUUGGCCACACCACCUACUACAGUGCACCCAAGCCGCCAGUCAUCCAUGGCUCAUCCACAACAUCUCAAGUCACAGCGAUCCAUUAACACUCCAGCCACUGCCACGCCACCAAAGGUUCGCCCACAGAGCAGGAACCUCCUCCUCGACUCUUCUGACACAAACUUCAGCGGCAGUCAGCCAAAAUCGCGCCAUUCUCAGCAGCCGCCACAACAUCAGCAGCAACAACAACAACAACUCCAACAACAACAACUCCAACAACAACUCCAACAGCAGCAACAUCAGCAGCAACAACUUCAGCAACACCAACAGCAGCAACACCAGCAACAGCAACAGCAGCAACACCAACAGCAGCAACAUCAACAGCAGCAACAUCAACAGCAACAACAUCAACAGCAACUUCAGCAGCAACAACAGGAAUCCCAGCUGUCUGUGACAGACAGUCCAGCUCCUGGACUCCCGUACCAGACGAGUUCCGCUAAAGAGAACCCGGGCCCACAGGCAGCUGCAGAGGAGUCAACAGACACGCCCACAAAAAGCACAAAGAAGUCUCAACCGACACAACUGCAGCCUCCACAGCAGCAUCUGCUCAAACCAGGCAAUAAACAGGGGUCUCCAUCGACCCUGAGCACCCCGGCCCUCAAUGAACGGACAGUCGCCUGGGUGUCCAACAUGCCACAUCUCUCUGCUGACAUAGAAAGCCUGCGGCCAGACCGUGAGGGUCAGCUGAAAGAGUACUCCAAGAGCAUGGAUGAGUCACGAUUAGAGAGGGUAAAAGAGUACGAAGAAGAGAUAUAUUCCUUGAAGGAACGGCUGAAGAUGUCUCAUCGCAAGCUUGAAGAAUAUGAGCAGAGACUUGUGUCGCAGGAACAGCAGACAAGCAAGAUCCUAAUGCAGUAUCAGAACCGCCUGGAAGACAGUGAGCGCCGUCUAAAGCAGCAGCAAGUUGAAAAGGACUCACAAAUUAAAGGCAUCAUCAACAGACUCAUGGCUGUGGAAGAUGAGCUGAGAGGGGGUGCCAUACCUGAUAUUAAGCCUCGAAUCCUCACAGACCAGUCUUUCAACCAGGGCUAUGGCCACCCCGGAUCCUGACUGUCAAUUCCAAAGUGACCAGAGUUCAUGAUGGUCACUCGCGUGUAAGAAGAUUGAUUCAGAUACUACAAAACCCAUGAGGAGAAGCUCUGCAGUGGAUCCAGCAGGACCACUGGAGGCUUAUCUCUCAACUUUCUUAAAAGAAACUUUGCACAUAUUCAAACUUUGCCUGUACCAGAACUUGACAAUCAGUUUAGCGUGAGGACCAAUGUGUGCAGUGAAUCGUCUGCACAUUUUGACUGAAAUGUAAGCCAAUGCCACAACAAUGGCAAUACUGAACCUAAUGAGUUUCUUUAUUUAAUAGGAAGAAGUGAGAAGACGUGUUUUAACACUGGGCUUGACGAUGGAUUCAUGAGUUACCCCCAUGACAAGCAGCACAAUCGCUUCUCACUUAAGCGGCUGCAGACAAAAUCUAGAAAAGGCUUUUACAAGCACAAUAUCCCCUCAUGGUGACGCCUUUGACAAGCAACAAGCGUGUUGUAAAUCAGUGACCAUCUAUGAUCCUCGGGUGCAGAACCCAAACAAAGACCCAUAUUACUAUUUGAUUCUGAAUGAAUCAUUUAGUAACAUAUUCUCUUUGCAAAGGUAUUUUUACUUACAAAAGUUGGUUAUCAUUUUGAUUCAUGCAUCCUUUAUAGGACAGCCAUCCCAUCUGAAUACAUGCCAAACAAAUAUUACAAUCAACUAACUGCUUUAAAUACAAUCUAAACCUUCUCAUCAGUUGAUUUUCCUAUGGCACUCAGCGUAAAGCCACAACAAUCUCUUGACUUUCAGUAUAUAGAAGAAGUAUUUCUUAAAACUACUUUAAAUACUUCACAUAAGUAAUCUGACAUCAUAAUGUGUUUUGUUCACUUUGUAAUAAUAAUAUUAAUCAUAAUAAAGAAUAUACUGUAUGACAUUUCAAAGUGGUGAUACAAAGUACUUUUAAAAAGACGUUUUAAAAAAGCUACAAGAGAAAAAUCUCAUCUAAGCAAAUAUUGAAUUUAAAGGGGAACUCAACCGAUUUUUUUCUGCGUACAGUACAUGUACUACGGUACUAUAGCCUAUGAAAACCGUUCUAUUUCUCAGCCUGGGCCUGGAGUCUCCAAAUUCAUAACACACAGUUUUUGUUACAAACACGGGGGGGUGGGAAUUUGACAGACAUGGGCAUUAACCAGGGAGGGAUGAAAAGAUGCAAUUGGUUGCAUUAUGAGAAAUGUAGGGUCGAGCAUAAGGUUCUAUUUACACCUGGUAUAACCGUGUGAUCUCUAUCAGGAUAAAUUGUCUGGAUAAUGGCAUCACAUGGGCCAUUGCAUUUACACCUGGGACGCUAAGACAUGCCAUGAACGGGUGUUAUUAAUUUACUAUGUGCACGGGAAAACUCAAAAGCUACUCCUACAGACCGCAUGUUUAUUCCAGGUGUAAAUGGUAUCCAAGAGCCUGGAUAUCUUGGGUAUAUCUCAGCUGCUUUCAUUUUUUAUAAUCUGUCUCUUACAGUACAAACCUCUAAUGCCAUUUUUCCACUGCAUGAUAUGGCUCCACACCGUCUAUUUGGGGUUUACAUUUGCAAAGGUAGUGGAUAGUAUCUGGUACUUUUUCUUUGGUGCUGCAGACCACUAUCUGGUCAGAGAGAACCGUCACUAGCGUGACACAGGGAAUCCUGCACAAACCCCUGAAUUUUAAAUAGCCAAGCUACUGUCAACAGCAACUGCAUUUUUUUUACACUUGACCCAGA